Messenger RNA from Pomacea canaliculata, 2406 nucleotides. Its product is annotated as tripartite motif-containing protein 3-like. Bases 1 to 858 code for a protein of 285 amino acids. Gene Ontology annotation, molecular function: zinc ion binding. The record is from RefSeq and is a predicted model, not a curated record. The transcript has 4 exons. NCBI's taxonomy places the organism in Eukaryota, Metazoa, Mollusca, Gastropoda, Architaenioglossa, Ampullariidae.
AUGGGAUACCCCAUAGCCGAGAAACAAAAUGAGUCAGAUGGAAAUUCAGCGGAUAUUGCUGACGCCCUGCCAACAGAAUAUGUGAUGGAGGCGCUGGUGGACACCGCUCACGUGCUGGAUAAGGAGCACAUCUGUUGCGUCUGUGACGAUGCUAAGGCUGACUUCAUCUGUAUGCAGUGCCUGGACAUGAUACGUCUGGCUGCCAGCCGCCCUGCACUGUGUGCUGACCACGGCGACAAACACGCGGAGUUCUUCUGCCGCGAGCACCGCCUCGCUGUCUGCAAAUCCUGUAAGUCCGAGAAUCACAGAGAAUGUUCAAAAGUAAACGAUCUUGACGUUGAAAAAGAGACAGCUCAUCACUCACUAGGGAAAUGGACAAAGAUUCUCGAACAGACGGAGCAGAAACUAGAGCAGGCCAUAGGUCAGCUGACUUCGCGUCUGCAGGAAAUCAGUAAAAAUGAAGAUGAGGACAUGGCACAGGUGGACAAGACAUGCGAACGACUUCGAAAACUUGUGGAUGAUUUUCGAGACAAAUUAAAGGAGAAUAUUUGUACUUCACAUCGCAAAAUCUGGAAUUCUUCACAUGACCUCAGGGAAGAACUAAGCGCGCGGCUAGGAAGAGUGGUGUCACAUAAGCAGAUAGUUUCACGAGCCAAGGCAGUCGCACCAACUGCUGCUGUAAUACAAGCAAGAAAUCUUCUGACAAAGAGAGUCAACAGCCUUAAGCUAAGUGCUGACCUGGAAGAAAAGGCUUGGGCAACUUCUUUAACAAGUGCAAGAGGAUGCGAGGACGUGGCCAUGUGGAUAGAGGAAGGACUACAAACCUUGACACAGCAGAUAUCUAAGCCUGAGGCCUGAGUCUCAUGUGAACUUAUACCUGCACCUAGCUGAACCAAACUGGGAUCACGGCUCUCCAAGUACUAUAUAUUUGUUUUGUCUUCCCUCAAUUUCGGCUAAUCUGAGACUGAUUGAGAAGGCUUUUGAUUAAUCUGAGAUUUCUAAAACUGAUUUUCUGUUAACCUGAUAGUGUUUAACAAGAAUUUUAUUUAUCUGAGGAUGAGAAAGAUUAUAAACUGUCUUUACUAUUGCUUUUUUCGCCAUGAUUAGCUCCACUUCUGUCUUGUGUUUAUCAAUACGCCAUCAUGAAUACAUGAUUGAGAAAUGGGAUUCUCUUAUUGCACAAAUAAAAACCUGUUAAUAUUAGAGUAAGAAACAUUUCUACUAUUUGUUAAGCUCUUGGUCAGACAGGUCAGCUGUAACCACUGAAAAUGAGAUAUCUCGCGCAAAAAAAAAUUUAAACAAAACACAUAAAUAGUAUACCAAUUGUGCUAUCUUUAAACUAUUUAAUAACUCUUUUGUUGGAAUUAUUAGUAAAAAACCCAAUCACGCAUUUGGGAGUUCCAUUUAAAGAUAUUUUACGUGGAUCUGGUACUCAGGCCCAUUCAAGAAGAUACCAGAUUUUUUUAAUUGUAAAACAGCAAUCAAUACGAACUUUAUACUUUUCUUAUCAACAGUGUGUGGUUGUAUGGGUGUGUAAUGUGCUGUGACACCAGAACACAAUUAUAUGUACAAUUACUCUUCUUGUACCACUUUAUCAUGCAUAAAAUAAACCACAUUUGUUUUUGAUGCAUAUAUUUUUGUUAGCCACUGCAAAUAAUGUGUAAUUUGACUUACAGAUGUUAUGAUGUAACAUUUUUAUUUUCUGUAUUACAAAAGUGAGAAUGACAUAAAGUGUUUUAUCUGUUGUAAAAAAAAACCUUAAUGAGCAAAGUUUUGUUUAAUGUACUGCUUUGCUUUGAAAGUAUUCUACAUUUGCAUCUCAGUAAUUCGGAGUUGCUGUUGUUGAUCAGACGAUUUUGAAGUUUAUUCCAUAUGAAUUUUACUGUCAUUUAAUUUCACAAAUUUACUAUCAAAAUCCAAAUAACUUUUCUAGCUAAGUUUAUAGAAAUUUAAUUUUAAAAAAUGUAUAUAGAUUUUAUAAUACUUUAUUUAAUAUUUAUAUCUGAAAUCUAAUAGCAUAAGUACAGACAUGCAUCAAUCCAUUUCAAUUACACAUAUGCUCAUGUUCUCAGAAAUGUGUCAAGUUAAUAGUCAAUACAAUUACAUAUUAUAAUAAUAAUGUGAACUUAUAUCCUUUUCACCCCAAACAUUCGGAGUUAUCGAUCAUAACACAAAAUGUUUCUAUUUUAUGUUUCUUUUCUUCCUGACAUACAACUCUCACAUUUAUAACAAAGAGCGUUGGUUUUGUUUCUUUCUGUAUUUAUUAAUUUUUUACUUUUCAUAUUGAUCUUGCUAGUCAGCUAUAUUAAUUACUCUUUUGUUCUUAUUUUUAUUAUUAUUAGACAAUGAAGAGAGAAUUCCACAAGAGAGAAGACCUUUAUUGCUUUUAAAAUAAAAUCUCUUCAC